This is a messenger RNA of Dichomitus squalens LYAD-421 SS1, 1188 nucleotides long. Its product is annotated as WD40 repeat-like protein. The coding region runs from base 1 to 1188 and encodes 395 amino acids. The transcript is spliced from 6 exons. NCBI's taxonomy places the organism in Eukaryota, Fungi, Basidiomycota, Agaricomycetes, Polyporales, Polyporaceae. Gene Ontology annotation, molecular function: protein binding. The record is from RefSeq and is a predicted model, not a curated record.
AUGCGCAAAUUCAAGGACAGGUUCGAAAAACUCUUUAAACCGUCAUCGAGGGGAUCCGGAAGCACACCGAGCAGUGUGGGGCGCCCAAGUCUCCAGUCGGAGCCCGAGGAGCAGCCCGUCGUUCAGCGAGUUUCGGGAGAGCAGGAUCCAACCCCGACGACCGGCACCACCCUCGGCGGGGUCAAUAAGGCGGAUCUCGACCAAGCCGGAAGAGCGCUUUCGGCGCUCAAGACUCCCGGGAAUCAUAUGGCCAAGGUGUUCCAGUCUAUCGAACCAACAGCGAAACACGUGAAGAGUUCGUACGAGCUGUGGGGGCCCCUGAUGGAGAAGGUCCAGGUCUUUGCAUCGUUAGUGGAGAAAAUCAGUGAUAUUCAUCCGUACGCCAAGAUAGCAUCCACCGUCCUGCUCUCAAUCGUCAAGCCUGUUAUCGCACAAGACAAGCGUGACAAAGCUAUGGCAGACCUCUUCGUGUCGAUGUAUGACCUCUACGACUUCGUAAUGGAAGCCGGUCGCCUCUCCGAGUUGGACGAAAAGCGCAUGAAGUUGCUCCAGGACAUGUCGAUGCAGACAGCCGAGUGCGCCUACUUCAUCCGGGACAAGGCUCAAGUCGAGAACUUCUGGGUCCGAGCAGGCAAAAACGCGGUUUUUGGUCCGCAAAUAGACAGCAAAAUCGCCGAGUUCACCCAGGCCUUCAAGGACCUUCGCCGUUGCUUCACCGAACAUGGAGUGCUCGAGAUCGAAAUCAAGCUAGCAAUUCUCGAAGAUAUCCUCCAAGGCACUACUGUCGAGCUGUCCACCCUGACUCAUGUAAAAUCCAUCGGCGGGCGUCUCAAGGGCCAUUCCGACCGCAUAACUCGCGUCAGGUUCUCUCCGGAUGGCGGUCGCUUUGUUUCCGCCUCGUUCGAUGGUACCCUUCGUGUAUGGGAUUCGACUACGCUCCAACCCCUCGGAGAGCCUCUACGUGGCCAUACGUCCUUUGUACCGGAUACUGAUUACUCGCCAGAUGGCCGCAGGAUUGUCUCAUGUUCGUACGACGGCACCAUUCGCAUCUGGGAUGCCGAGACAUACGAGUGUCCCGUCGGGCCCAAGGUCGGGCAUGAAGGUCGGGUCACUUCCGUCGCGUGGUCACCGGAUGGAAAGCGCAUCGCAUCCGGCUCGGACGAUAGCACAGUACGGGUGGGAUGCUGA